CGUUCUUCCUGCUUUUCAAAACCCCCCCCCCCAAAAAAAUAUAUACCCAUUAUUAUAAUUAUCCGAGGAUGGGGAAAUUCACCUUCAGCACGUUGAUGGGUGUCGAUCCCUCGCUCGACCAACGUCACCACUUCGAGACCUCCUGGCUUCUGCCUCCCCUUGCGUUCGCUUUUCUCCGCGGUCUCGUCGCGCUCUACAUCUUCGUCACCAAUUUCUUCAUCUGGGGCUGGAACGGCACCCACGGCGAUCGCGAUGCCAUCGGCCAGAGCUUCAGCUUCUUCACCUGGCUGACCUACUGGGGCCUGGGCUUCUACUCCCUGGUCGCCUGCGUCCAUACGGCCUGCUAUGCCCUCACCGGCCGUUCGGUCCUGUUCAACGCCUGGCCACGAGGCCUACGCGCCCUCCAUAGCUUGUUCUACACCACCGUCACCACCUACCCUUUCCUGGUGACCAUCGUCUUCUGGGCGAUCCUGUACUCCGGGCCAUGGUACAGCGCGACCUUCAACGGCUGGUCGAAUAUCUCCCAACACGGCCUGAACUCGCUCUUCGCCCUCCUGGAAAUCAUCCUGCCGACCACAAACCCCCACCCGCUGCUCACUUUCCCCUUCCUGCUGCUCCUGCUGCUCCUGUACGUCUCGCUGGCCUACCUGACGUACCACACGCAGGGCUUCUACCUGUAUUCGUUCCUGAACCCCGGCGCGCACGGCGAGAAGAGCGGCCUCGUCGCCGGCUACUGCUUCGGCAUCUUGGCUGCCAUCCUGGUGAUUUUCGCCCUGUCGUGGGGCGCGAUCUGGCUGCGGAGGAGGCUCACGCGCGCGUCGGUGAAGCGCUCUCGGUAUGACCGCGAGCGCGGGAUGGAGAUGGAGGAGGUGGGCGUGUAGGUUUCAUAUCGACUCGCUGAUCUGUUGAUCCGGUGGUCCGUGAUUCAGUGGUCUGUGAUCCCAUGGUCCGUGCUGGAUAAUGGUUCAUGGACGCGUCUACCUGCUAUGCGCGGGCCCGUCCGGUGGUAGUAAUGAAUGUACGGGGUAUGGUGAACGCAGAGACUGUUCAUUCUGUGGAUGGUCAUGUUAUGUAUUAAUUACAAUGAUUAUGAAUGGAGAUGAGUGAUACGUUAUCCAAA
Molecule: messenger RNA, 1120 nt
Organism: Aspergillus steynii IBT 23096
Lineage: Eukaryota; Fungi; Ascomycota; Eurotiomycetes; Eurotiales; Aspergillaceae
Exons: 2
Coding region: 69-881 (270 amino acids)
Cellular component (GO): membrane
Source: RefSeq, a predicted model, not a curated record